Molecule: messenger RNA, 1581 nt
Organism: Eruca vesicaria subsp. sativa (arugula)
Lineage: Eukaryota; Viridiplantae; Streptophyta; Magnoliopsida; Brassicales; Brassicaceae
Source: the annotation of a GenBank genome assembly
GUUGUUGUUUCUUUCUUCACAUCACCGUUUUUCAAAUUCAGUUUCGUUUUUUCUAAUCGCCGGCGAUAGAAUCAAAAUCAGAUCUCCGUCAGAUAACGAUCAACGGCGAGAUCUCCGUCCGAUUUUUCUUUAUAAUGAUCACAAAAGCAUAAAAAAAAUCCUCCGCGCCGUCGCGUAUCUAAGAAGUUUAAAAAAUAAAAUCAAUAUUUUAAUUAGAUCUCCGAUUGAAUAUUAGCUUUUCGUUUGAUCUUCUAUAUACGACACCGUUUGGUGUGUUUUUUCGAUCGCAAUGCCGUUUGGUACGAAAAUCCAACCGAUCGGUGACUCCGAUGUAGCGGACGUGGAGAUACCUUUCCCCGAGACGAUGAAGCAAAUGCCGAAAUCGCGUUUGAAGCGUCUCUUCGAGCGUCAGUUCAGUGUAAAGAACACCGAGUCCUCCUCCUCGGCGGUUAGGCCGUUAUCGAGAGGUAACUCGGGAGAUUAUUUCGAGCCGAGCUCGGUCUGUUUGGGGAAAAUGGUUGUUAACUUCAUGGAGGAUAACAAUAACGGUGAGAAGCAGAGGUGUGGGCGAAGCAGAUGCAGUUGUUUUACAGGGAGUGGGACUGAGAGCUCUGAUGAUGAGUCUGAUUGGUCUGAUGAUUUGAGAGGUGGUUCUUCUUCUUCGUCCCGUGAAGAUUGCGUGACUCUCAAGAGUUUGGUUUUAUGUGGGAGCGUGUGUGAGAGGAGUUUGAUGGCUGAUGUGAGUAAGAUUGUGGAAGUUAGUAAGAGUUGUAAACGUAAAGAUGAGUCUUGCUUGAAGAUUGUGGUGAAUGAGUUGGUGAAGUUAGGUUAUGAUGCGGAUCUGUGCAAAUCUCGUUGGGAGAAGAAGGCUUCUUACCCUGCUGGGGAAUAUCAGUAUGUGGAUGUGAUAAUUGAUGGUGAAAGAUUGUUGGUCGACAUUGAUUUCAAAUCGAAUUUUGAGAUUGCUCGUGCCACAAAGACGUACAAGUCGGUUUUGCAGACUCUGCCUUGUAUUUUUGUGGGCAAAGCGGAUAGGUUGCAGAGGAUUGUUAACCUUAUAUGUAAAGCUGCGAAGAAGAGCUUGACGAAGAAAGGGCUUCAUGUGCCGCCAUGGAGGAGAGCUGAGUAUGUUAAAUCAAAGUGGAUGUCUCCUUAUGUUCGUGGACCAGAUGCUGAAGAAGACAAGCAGCAGGAGGCAGUGGAUGUUUUGACUAAAUCGGUUGGUGCCUUAGUCUUUGGUGUUUGAAGAAUUUGUGUGCAGUUUUAUAUAUGAUGACAUAAAAACCUCCAUAGAGAGGUGUGGUGUUGUGGAGCGAGAUAGGAGUGUUCGAAUCCUUUAAUAGUUUUUGAUAUUAAGGGUAUGAAUCUGAUGGAUCACAGUGCGUUUCCGCUUAUUUUUUUUUGAUGUAAGGGAGACUGUGAUCCAACUAUGUGACUCUGUCGUUACUUUGUGGGGAAGUAUUAUUAAAUAAUUACAUUUUACUAUUCUUAUUGGUAAGACCCUAUAUGGAUUGAUUUGCUUACUCGUGAUGUGUCCAAUCUUGCAUUUAAUUUGAAUUUGAAGUGCUUUGUACACAAAUC